This is a messenger RNA of Fundulus heteroclitus (mummichog), 3989 nucleotides long. It is a transcript of the gene itga6b, whose product is annotated as integrin, alpha 6b. The transcript is spliced from 25 exons. Gene Ontology annotation, molecular function: integrin binding. Bases 84 to 3344 code for a protein of 1086 amino acids. Gene Ontology annotation, cellular component: integrin complex; external side of plasma membrane. The record is from RefSeq and is a predicted model, not a curated record. Gene Ontology annotation, biological process: cell-matrix adhesion; integrin-mediated signaling pathway; cell-cell adhesion. NCBI's taxonomy places the organism in Eukaryota, Metazoa, Chordata, Actinopteri, Cyprinodontiformes, Fundulidae.
UCCUUGUCCCUCUCUGUCGCACUCUGCACCUUCUGCCCCAGAGACGCACCUUUCUCCUCUUCAGGGAACCUCCACGCUCUCUCAUGGAGGGCCACGACACGCGUGGACUGCGGCUGCUCGCCUUGGUAUUGGCAUGCGGGGGGCUGCUGUCUGCCUUCAACCUGGACGCCGACAACUUCCUGAGGAGAGACGGGGACCCGGGCAGCCUGUUCGGCUUCUCCCUCGCCAUGCACCGGCAGCUUUACCCGGAGGAUAAGAGAAUGCUGCUGGUUGGAGCACCAAAGGCCAAAGCAUGGCAGGCUCAAAAAUCUAAGGUGACAGGAGGACUCUACAAGUGUGAGAUGAACUCUGACGCGUGCACAAGAGUUGUUUUUGAUAAUGAUGAGGAUCCAACAAUUGAAAACAAAGAAGAUCAGUGGAUGGGGGUGACAGUGAGCAGUCAGGGACCAGGAGGCAAAGUUUUAACCUGUGCUCAUCGCUACAAGCGGCAGAAAAACGUCAACACUUCUCUCGAAACCCGUGACAUCAUUGGCCGUUGCUAUGUGCUGAGUCAGGACCUAACUAUUAAUAGCAGAUCAAGUGAAGAUGGUGGACGCUGGCAUUUCUGUGACAAUCGGAACCGGGGCCACGAAAGGUUUGGUUCCUGCCAGCAGGGCCUCUCUGCAACAUUUGACAAGGACUUCCACUACUUCAUCUUUGGGGCUCCUGGAGCUUACAACUGGAAAGGCGUGGUACGCUUGGAACAAAAGAACGACACCUUCAUAGAUCUGGAGAUCUAUGAUGAUGGACCAUUCGAGGCAGGAGAUGAGACUGAGAAGGACCCUGACCUGGUCCCUGCUCCUCCCAACAGCUACAUGGGAUUCUCCCUGGACUCUGGGAAAUCUUUGACCACCAAGGGUCAGCUGACGGUGGUAGCAGGAGCUCCCAGAGCUUACUACAGUGGAGCGGUGGUUCUGCUAAAGACAGGAGGGGAAUCCACCAGGGUAAUGCUCGAGGAGUACACUCUUAAAGGGGAAGGCCUGGCCUCGUCUUUUGGAUACGAUCUGACUGUGCUGGAUCUCAAUGGAGACGGCUGGGAGGACAUUGUGGUCGGAGCCCCUCAGUACUUUGAGAAGGAUUCAGAAAUUGGAGGAGCCAUCUACAUUUACAUCAACAAGGCUGGAAGGUGGAACAAAGUCAAACCAGCCAGAAUAGAUGGAGCAGCAGACUCUAUGUUCGGCCUGGCUGUGGAAAACCUGGGAGACAUCAACCAGGAUGGUUACCAUGAUUUUGCAGUUGGAGCGCCUCAUGAAGACAGCGGUGCGGGAAAAGUUUACAUUUAUCACGGAUCUGCCACAGGACAAAUCUCAGACAAAGCUUCACAGGUAUUAUCUGGCAAGCCUUUGGGAGUCAGCCUUUUUGGGUAUUCUCUAGCAGGCAACAUGGACCUGGACAGAAACUCUUAUCCAGACAUGGCUGUCGGAUCCCUCUCAGAUGCUGUCUUUGUCUACAGAGCCCGACCGGUUGUUAACAUCCGGAAGAAAAUAACUUUUUCACCAAGUAAAAUCGACCUCAGCCAGAAGAACUGCGGCAACACUUUCUGCCUGAAAGUAAAGACCUGUUUCAGCUACACUGCUAACCCAAGCAGCUAUGCUCCAAAACUAAAGGUGGCCUACACUCUGGAGGUGGAUGCUGACCGCAGGAAAAACAGUCUGUUACCAAGGGCAAUUUUCACAGAACCUUCUGACUCUGAUGUUAACCAUAAAUCCAAAGGGACCAUUACUAUGGACACAAAAGGAAAGGAGCAGUGUGUUACACGCCAACUUGCUAUACAGGAAAAUAUUAAAGACAAGCUACGGGCAAUCCCCAUUGAUGUUUCUGUGAAGAUUCAAGAUGCUAAGCGUGAACGUAGACAGACCCAAACUUCUCAGCUGUCACCUGUCCUUGAUGCCAACGACGCAAAGACAGCUAGAAAACAGGUGGAAUUUUUUAAAGAAGGAUGUGGCAUGGAUGAGGUGUGUCAAAGCAACCUGCUGGUGAAAUAUCGCUAUGGUUACCGAACAACUGAUGAAGAUACAUUCACUCCUUUGAAAAUGGAGAAUGGCGUACCGGUGAUGACGCUCAGCAGCCAAAAAGACAUCGCCUUGGAGGUGACCGUGGAUAACUUAAACGGCGAAGAUGCAUAUGAAGCUUCUGUAAUCGCUAACUUCCCCAGUACCUUGACCUAUUCUGCUUACCGUGUCUCACCAGACGAGCUGCAAGUCACCUGCACAGCAAAUCAAAAUGGAUCAAUGGCUGAGUGUGAGCUUGGGAAUCCAUUCAAACGGGACUCAAGGACAACCUUCUACCUUAUUUUGGGUACAGCGGGCAUCUCUUUCAGCACCACCGAACUGGAGGUCGAACUUAAGUUACAAACGACGAGUAACCAGGAGAAUCUAACGCCUGUGAAAGCAACGGCAAAGGUGGCCGUAGUCUUGCAGCUGUCCUUAUCAGGACAUGUCAAACCAUCUCAGGUUUACUUUACUGGGAAUGUCAAAGGUGAAUCGGCCAUGAGGACUGAAAGUGACAUUGGCAGCGCCAUCACACACCAGUUCAGGAUAAUAAACUUGGGAAAGAGACUGACAGACCUUGGAACUGCCACCCUCCAAAUAGAGUGGCCAAAGUCUACGAAGGACGGGAAGUGGCUGCUCUACCUGAUGAAGAUCAGCUCCACAGGAGUGGAGCAAAUCAACUGCACGCCCAGGGAAGAGAACCAUCUAAACUUGGGUUUGAUUAACAGCAGAACGAGAAGAGCGGCAGGAAACACCCAGGGAGGGAUUGAUUACACUUUUUCACGCUUAACGGAGAAAAAGGAAUUUGAAACUCUGACAUGUGACAAUAAAGCAACAUGUGUGACAAUAAAGUGCCCCCUGGGGGGCCUGGACAGUAAUGCAGCAAUCACUCUGAGCUCCCGACUGUGGAAUAGCACCUUCAUAGAGGACUACUCUAAGUUACAUCAUGUGAAGGUGAUCGUGAAGGCUUCUCUGCAUGUUGAGAGUGCGACGACAAACACAAUGCUGAAGAAUGCUGAGACUCAGGUGGGACUGACUGUGUUUCCAGAGCGGCGUGCUGCUCAGUAUGGAGUGCCUUGGUGGAUCAUUUUGCUGUCCAUCCUGCUUGGCCUGCUGCUGCUGGGCCUGCUGGCUUUCUUUCUUUGGAAGUGUGGCUUCUUUAAUCGGGCCAGGUAUGAAGACAAGGUUCCCAGUUACAGUGCCGUUCGGAUCAGACGGGAGGAGAGAGUGGUAAAUUCUGCAAAAGACAGCCGGGGCCACCUGGAAAAGAAGCCAUGGAUGACGACUUGGCAUGACAAGGGCCACUAUUCCUAACAGCAAGGACAUCUGUCCCUUACUGAUUGAUCAGCAGAAUUUCAAAUCUCUGCUGCCUUGGCUUUGCACAUUGAGGACUGGUAAUAUUGAGAUACAAAGUAAUUCAUUUGGCAAUAAGUCUUAAGGACUAAAUACUGGAUCAAACACUGUUGUUGUGGGACCUCGGUGUUCUUAAACUUACUCUGUGAGAUGGACCUGUGCAACUGCUGUCCUGUAGAGCAUUUUGAGCUUAUUUGGUGCAUUGGUGUUGACUAGAGACUUGGCAGUGAGAAGCUGUCAUACUGCUUUGUACGUUUGAAUGACUUGAACUGUUUGUAUUUAUUCUUGCAUGGAAUGCUUUAGUUUUUGCUUAACGAGGUGGACGAGUUAUGCAUAUUACAAAAGAAAAACAAAACACAUAACACCAAAAUCUAUUUUCCAUUAUAAACAGACUCCCCCCCCCACCCCCAAGUCUGUCUUAGUGGUUGACCUGUUUCCUCUGCCUCAGAUUGUACAUAUUCUGUAUCUUAUGUGCAAGCUGGGAACUGUAACCAGACCACAGCAAAAGUCAUUGUGUGAGACCCAGCUGAAAAAAAACAAACAAAAAAACAGAACAGUGUGACAGGGAAUGAAAUGCUUUCUUAAUAAAAACUUUUUACUACAUCA